This is a messenger RNA of Cuscuta europaea, 1441 nucleotides long. The record is from the annotation of a GenBank genome assembly. Lineage: Eukaryota; Viridiplantae; Streptophyta; Magnoliopsida; Solanales; Convolvulaceae.
GGAGACCGCAUUCACGCUAUCAUAAAAAGGCCACAGUCGGAGGUUUACAAGACCAUGAUCAAGGAAAACAAAAUUUACGCUCUACGGACGUUUUUGGUCCUGGACAACUACCAAACUGUCAAAACAAGUGAUCAUCCUUAUCUGAUUCAAUUCAUCAGCAAAACUCAGUUCACCGAAGACACGAGGACAGAAUUGCCAAUGAUGGUGUACGACUUUCAGCCAUUUGACAUGCUUCAGGCUCAACGCAUCGUCAACGACAAAAAAUUGAUUGAUUUCCUUCAGAUGGUGAUGACAGCGUCACAACCAUAGCCGUCUCACAAUCUUCCCACGGUGAUGGGAGCCGUGAAGAUGUCCUUGCGAGCAAGGCUGUCAUAACGACUAUUCAGGAAUUGGUUAAGGCUACAGAGGAUGAGGUUUAUUGGAUCAUCGGAGACAUUGUGUCUCUUGAAAACUAUAGAGAAUGAUGUUACCUAGGCUGCCCCACAUGCCACAAAAAACUAAAACCAGAGGAUGAUAGGUUCAUGUGUACCAUUUGCCAUGUCACAAUGGCAGAUGGGGUGUAUCGGUAAGAGAAUUGCUAUUGUAUGUAGCUAUGAUUUGUAUGAAUCGAGUCCACUGAAAAUAUUUGGCAUUCAUUUUAGGUACAAAGUCAGCAUUUGCAUCAUGGACCAGACUGGUCAUUUAACCUUCAUUAUGUGGGACAGAGAAUGUAUUGAAGUUUUUGGAAAAACAUUUGCUUAUCUAAUGGCUGAGAUGGAGAAGGCAAAAGCUUGAUUUCAAUAUAAAUUUUAAAUUUUAAAUUAUCAAAAUAAAAAACUUUAUGACUAAUGUAAAAGGUCUGAAUAAAACAGUAGACUGAAGACCAAACUCGAUUUCCAGAAGACAUAGAAAGUUUGGUUGACCAAAAGGGCCUGUUUAAAAUUCAACCAAAGACAAAAAGUGAGGAGAAUACUUACAAGAUAACAAAGUCAUUUACUGUGGUGACCAUGAUACGAGACCCUAAGGUUCUGGCAUUGUAUGAAACGGAUAAGGAACAGCAAUUGGUUCAUGACACUCCAACUGAGAAGAUUGGGUCAAGUCUCCACAAUGGUGAAAGUUCUACAGCGAGGAAAAAAGGGAAAGAUGUCCAAAAACAAGAGGUUGUCGAGGCAAUUGACCUCCCAGACUCACCCCCACUGGGUACGCAGAAGGAGGUGGUGGUGGAAAUGGAUGGAAAACUCAAAAGGAAUCUGAUAGAUGAAUUCUCUACAAGUGGUGCCGUGAAGAAGCUGAAGAUAAAAAUCAAAGAAGAACCAUUCUGAAGAACAAGGGCCGGUCUGUUGGUCGGGGCUUAUAUUUUGUGCUGAAAUCCUUGGACUUAUAUAUUUUGUUUUGGGUUGUAGCCUUAAACACUAUUUUGGGCAUUAUUGUGUCUUACUUUCGGCAGUGUGGAGAAACUAAG